Messenger RNA from Prosopis cineraria, 2630 nucleotides. RefSeq names its product heat shock 70 kDa protein 18-like. NCBI's taxonomy places the organism in Eukaryota, Viridiplantae, Streptophyta, Magnoliopsida, Fabales, Fabaceae. Gene Ontology annotation, biological process: protein refolding; cellular response to unfolded protein. The record is from RefSeq and is a predicted model, not a curated record. The transcript is spliced from 3 exons. Gene Ontology annotation, cellular component: cytoplasm. Gene Ontology annotation, molecular function: ATP-dependent protein folding chaperone; misfolded protein binding; heat shock protein binding. The coding region runs from base 680 to 2593 and encodes 637 amino acids.
GAAUCCUAACAGCGUUAUGUUCCGUCAGCCUCAAUAAACUUGCCAAGCUAAACGGUGACUAACGGCAAGUUUACUCGCUUAACCCUCCCAUGUAAACUCGCCGUCCGAGCAAUCUCGACUGUGAGUUUUUUGUCUGAGUUCCGAGAAGCGAUUUGCAGACAACGGUUUCGUUACUGACAUUAAAUCUUGGUUGAAUCCAGGAGAUAUUUGGUCUUGUCUCAGAGAAGGAUCAUUUUGCUGAUGAGCUUCCUUUUGCUGAGAGCUUGGCUAAACUCUUAAUAGGAGUUGGCAAAGGAUUUGUAUUUUGGGUUUUCCGUACGAGUCUGAUAUGCAUAUCCCAUGUGAUCAAUGUUAAUUUCCAUUUUAGAUUUCAAAGCCUCGACACCCGAGAAAUAGUGUAAAUAUCCCAAGUUUUUCAAUGCUAAAGAUGAGUUCAAAGAAUGAAAGAACUGACUAGACUUUUGAUUUCUGUUUCUAAACAACAUGUAAUUGUAAGGUGUCCUGUACAUAUACUAGAAUGUCAAUAAAAGCCAAACCUCUGGAGUGUUGUGUUCAGCUUUUCAAACCAGGCCCUGUUUAGCAUUAUUCAUCUGCCUCUUUGAUUUUCAAACUCUUUGCUAAAACUGAACAAACGAAAUCUCGCAGUUUUGCAGCCUUACUAUAAGGAUCUUGUUCUCUUAUGACUUGCAACUUCCAAUCGCUUCCCUAUGUCCAAGAACUACCUUUCUUCUUAGACUGUCUCCCAAGAUCCCAUCAAUUCAAGGAGAAGCGAAUGAGUGAGAGAUCCCCGGAAUUAGCCAUUGGAAUCGAUCUUGGAACCGCAUACUCGUGCGUUGCAGUGUGCCAACACAAUCAAGUGGAGAUCAUCAUCAAUGACCAAGGUAACAGAACGACGCCGUCUUACGUUGCCUUCACUGAUACUCGGAGGAUGGUCGGUGAUGCUGCCAAGAACCAAGCUGCACGUAACCCUGCUAACACUGUCUUUGAUGCAAAGAGGUUAAUUGGUAGGAGAUUUAGUGAUUCUCAUGUUCAGAGUGAUAUGAAGCUUUGGACAUUUAAAAUCAUUUGUGGACCGAAUGAUCAGCCCAUAGUUGUUGUAAAUUUUAAAUAUCAAGAAAGGCACUUUCAUCCCGAAGAAAUCUCAUCCAUGAUAUUAGCAAAGAUGCGUGAGAUUGCAGAGAUAUAUCUUGGUUCCCCAGUUAAGAAUGCAGUUAUCACGGUACCUGCAUAUUUCAACUUCUGUCAACGUCAAGCAACUAAAGAUGCAGGUAUUAUUGCUGGCCUAAAUGUUAUGCAAAUAAUCAAUGAGCCCACUGCUGCAGCAAUUGCAUUUGAUCUUCGUAGGAAAUAUAGCUAUGUCCAAGAGAGGAAUAUUUUUGUGUUUGAUCUUGGUGGUGGUACCUUUGAUGUGUCUCUUCUAACAAUAAAGAAGGGUGACUUUCAAGUUAAAGCAGUUGAUGGUGACACACACCUUGGAGGAGAGGAUUUUGACAAUAGAAUGGUGGACUUUUUUGUUAAAGAGUUCAAGAGGAAGCAUAAAAAGGACAUUAGUUGGAAUCUAAAGGCCAUUAGGUGGUUGAGAACUGAUUGUGAGAGGGCGAAAAGAACACUCUCAUCUACUCCUAUUGAUACAACCAUUGAGGUUGAUGCUUUAUAUGAGGGCAUUGACUUUUACUCAAUAAUAACUCGUGCCAAGUUUGAGGAAAUGGACAAAGAUAUCUUUGGAAAGUGUUUGGAAAUUGUAGAGAAGUGUCUGUUGGAAGCAAAGAUGGACAAGAGCAGUAUUGAUGAUGUUGUGCUUGUUGGUGGCUCUACGAGAAUUCCCAAAGUUCAAGAACUACUACAGAACUUCUUCAAUGGGAAGUGUCUGUGCAGGAGUAUUAACCCUGAUGAGGCUGUUGCUUAUGUUGCUGCUGUUCAAGCUGCCAUAUUAAGUGGUCAAAGGACUGGAAGUUUACCCGACAUUUUCUUGAGGGAUGUCACUCCAUUGUCCUUGGGGUUCAAGAUAAAGGGUGGUCUCAUGAGAGUUGUAAUCCCAAGAAACACUAGUUUUCCUGCCACAGUCUGGGUUGAUGAUUUUACUACUGAGAAGGACAAUCAAACAUCAGUCUGUAUUCCAAUUUUUCAGGAUGAGAGAACAAGAGCUAAGGACAACCACUGGUUGGAUACGUUUGAAGUUACCAUUGCUCCAGAGUCAAAGGGUGUUCCUGAUUUCAGAGUUUGCUUUUUCAUUGAUGAGAAUGGUAUUUUAAAUGUUUUUGCAGAGGAGACUAGAUCAGGAAACAAGAAUGAGAUAACCACACAUAACGGAAAAAGAAUACUAUCAAAGGCAGAAAUUGAAAGGAUGAUUCAAGAAGCAGACGAAUACAAGGCCGAAGAUGAGAGGUUCAAGAAGAAAGUAGAAGCAAAGAAUGCUCUGGAGGACUAUCUGUACAAAACCAGGACCACUGUAAAUAAUGAGAUGAGUGGCUCAGGGCUUUCACCAACAGACAAGAAGAAGAUUGACAAUGCAAUUAAAAGGGCCUUAGCAUGGGUUGAUGUGCAGCAGCUUGCUGAAGUUGACGAGUAUCAGCUUCAGAAGGAGAGAGCUUGAGAGCAUCUUUAAUCCCAUGAGGUUGAAGAUGAGUCAA